GUUGGGCUCAGAAUUCCGCCAAAACGCGACAUCCGCCGAGUGUUUAGAUGCAGUUUUGGUAAGAGCAGAUUCUGCGCCUCUGCUUGUAGCAUCGCUGCGGACUUUUGAUCACUUUCUGAGCAGCUCAGUGUGUGAAGGUCUGCGCUGAAGAUUUUGCCUGCUGCCCUUAACCUGUCUGGGUUUCUGCCCUGUGGCAGCACAGCAAUGAAGAGUGACGAGGAGAAGGAGGAGCUGAACAUGACUGAGGAGGAGCUGCAGCGCUGGGUGCAGGCGGAGGUGAACCGGGAUGAGCAGCUGGUGCGGAGGCGGGCACAGCUGGCCCAGGUGGAGGACUGGGUGAAGCGUAAAGAGAGGGAGGCCAGCUACACCCGCCUGCUCUACAGCAACGCCUGCGAGUCGGUUCUCGAGUGCGAGUCGGUGAUGAAGGGACUGUAUGGAAUGCUGGGAUUGGAAUAUCGAGACACAGACUCGGAGGAGGAAGAAGGGGCCAAACCAAAAGAGAACAUUAUUCAGAUCGCAGAUGAUGAUGAUGGAGAGGAUGAGUGUGGUGAUGAUGUCUCUGCUGAUGGGGAUGAUGAUUAUGUUGUCAUUGAUUUGGGUGCUGCUGUUCCAGAUUCAUCAUCCGAGGUCAAGCCAAAGGUUGAGCCUUCUGAGACUUCUGUACAGGUCCUAGGUCAAACAGACAAAAAGAUUAAGGCUGUUAACACUGUGGAUUUAGUAACAAUGUUGGAAACUAGCCCUUCUAGAAGUCCAGAACCAUCCAUUAUUUCCUUACCAAUCAAAAAGGACAGAGAGUCCCCUGUACCCAUUAGUAGUAACCCAUCUCCUGAUGUCCUGCCUUCCACAUCUUUCAGACCUAUCAGUCCACCAUUAAAGAGGGAAAAUAGCCCUGCUAGAAAUUCAGAAUCUUGCAACAGUUCCUUACCAACCAUCAAGACCAGAGAUUCCCCUGUACCUAUUAGUAGUCCAUCGCUCAGUGACCUACCUCCCACAUCCUUCACACCUAUCCACUUGCCAACAAAGAGGGAAAGGAGCCCGUCUAGAAGUCCAGAACCAUCGAUCUAUUCAUUGCCAACCAUUAAAACCAGAAAAUCUCCUGUACCGGUUAGUUGUACUUCAUCACCUGAUGUCUUGUCUUUUGGAACCUUCAAACCUGUGGCUUCACCAACAAAGAAGGAAAUUAGCCCUUCUGGAAGUCCAGAACCAUCCAACAAUUUAUUAUCAACCAUCAAGACCAGAGAAUCCCCUCUACCCAUUAGUAGUGUUUCAUCACCUGAUGUCCUAAGUCCUCUGUGUACUCCCAUAAGCACCCCUACACCCAGUUACACAGCUGAAUCCUCUCCAUUGACCACAGCUCCACCCACACCUUCUGUACCGGUGAACAAUGUAGAAACUAUAGCCAAAGAAACAUCUGUUUCUACAGAACAGAAUAGUGAAGCCCCAGCACCGCCUGAGGCAUCCAGCAAAACAUCUGCAUCUUCAACAAAAUCUUCUCUUGCUCUCACAUCUUCAAACAAGGUUUCAGUCAACCAAAAGCAAGUCUCUAGUGGUACAAGCUCCACUACACCGUCAAACUCCGCUGGUGAAACCAGUGAAAAGGCCAAGAGUGCCAGUGUGACACACGUCACCAAGCCUUCAAGCUCUGUAACUUCUAGCACCACAACACACUCCACAUCCACUGCUAAAGCAAACACCACGAGCACUACAGCCAGCACUGCAGCUCCAAGUACAACAACUUCUACCAAGCCUUCAGAUGCUAAAGAAGCGUCCCAGGCUCAGCCCGCCCGAGUUCAGAAAGAGGUGGAGCUGAAGGUUGACAUGAAUGUUUUUGGAAGGCGGAGGACUAAAACAUGGCAUCAGGGCACCAUUUUAGAAAUCAAAUCAACAGCGUCUGGGAACAGGUAUAAGGUCAAAUUUGAAGGGGAUAAAGGGAAGAGUGUUUUAUCCGGUCAUCACCUGGCGUGUGUGAACUGUCCUAUGCUAAAGGAUCUGUUUGUUGGUUGUCGAGUUGUGGCCCGCUACAAAGAGGACGACCAGUCUUGGUUGCAUGCUGCUAUUAUAACAGAGAUGCCAGAUCGCAAGAACCGUAUGAGGUUCAUGGUGUUUUUUGACGAUGGCCGCGCAGCCUACGUUUCCCUCCCAGACCUUCAUCUGGUUUGCAAACCAUUGAAGAAUAUAUAUGAGGACAUAGAGGACGAUGGGCCUCGUAUAGAGGUGGAGGAAUAUCUAAAGGCGUAUCCAAAUCCCAUCUUUGUGGUGGUGCGGGUAGGGCAGGAGAGCAAGGCAGAGCGUGAUGGCAAAUGGGAAGACUGCACCAUCUCUCAGGUGGAUGCCAGCUUGGUUCAGAUCUGCUACACGAAAGACAAAGAAAAGGAGUGGUUUUAUAAGGGCUCAAAUCGACUGGACCACAUCCAAAGAAUUAAAAAGCGAAUGGCCGGGCAGAAAACGGAACAGCCUUCAAACAAAGUCGUAAGUGUCACAAAUCAGGGGAGCACAACAACUACUGCAGCCACUACCACUACUGCAUCUUCCACCACCACCACUGCAGCCCCCGCCACUACUGCAACUGCCACCACAGCUGCCAACGCCACCAGUAAAACCACCUCAUCAAGAGUAACCACACAACCUGUUGCCCUAAGACCUUCCACUCCUAAAAGUGUCACAAGGACAGCUGCCAAACCAAUAUCACAGCCUAAGAUCGUCCUUCACAGAAUUAAUAAUCCUGAAGCUUACUUGUCAACUGUUGCUGUAUCAAAAGCCACCUUACCCACAGAACCCAUAGUAACCAGUCCAUCUAACAAAGGUACAAAACGUCCUGCAGAGGUAGACUUUUACCAGAACGUUCCUCCCCCGGUCGUUGAGCCUCGGCUGAAGUAUGUGCCUCACCGCUGCUGCCCAACCUGUCUGGAUCAGGUGAGGCCAACACAAAAGGACCAAUACCGCAGCCAGAACCCUCUGCUCAUCCCUCUUCUUUAUGGUUUUCGCCGAAUGACAGGUAGAAAACGCCUGGAGGGCAAGAUGUCCUUCCAUGUCUUCUACCGUGCUCCAUGUGCGCGGAGCAUGUGCAAGAUGGAAGAGGUGCAGGACUUCUUGUUUGAGUCACGUUGUGACUUUCUCUUCCUGGACAUGUUCUGCUUGGAUCCUUUUGUGUUGGUGAAACGAGCCAUGCUCCCCUCCUCCAUCAGUAGUCGGCCCAAUCUGUUCUUGCCAGACAUCUCGCAGGGGAAGGAGGCGGUACCUGUGCCAUGUGUUAAUGAACUUGACUCUGCCUGUCCACCCCCUCUAAACUACACCAGACACAGAGUUCCUGCCCCUGGUGUCGUCAUCAACACCAGCCUUGACUUCAUGAUGGGCUGUGACUGCACCGAUGGCUGCCGAGACAGGUCAAAGUGUUCCUGUCAGCAGCUGACAAUAGAGGCCACAUCGUUGUUCACAGGUGGUCCAGCAGAUGUUACUGUUGGAUAUGCAAACAAACGACUAACCGGAUAUGUGCCCACUGGGGUGUAUGAGUGUAAUCCUCUGUGUCGCUGUGACCCGUGGAUGUGCAGUAACAGGCUGGUGCAGCACGGUCUGCAGCUGCGUCUGCAGCUUUUCAUGACUCAGCACAAAGGCUGGGGCAUCCGCUGCCUGGAUGAUAUCUCCAAGGGAACGUUUGUUUGCAUUUUCACAGGUAAAGUAGUUACAGAUGACAUGGCUAGCAUGGAGGCUAGCAUGUCUGGAAACGAAUACUUGGCUAACCUGGAUUACAUUGAAGAAGUUGAAAAACUGAAGGAGGGUUAUGAAAGUGAAGCCUAUUGCUCUGAAGCGGAGCAGGAGGGUGAGAAGAAGGUUCUCGUAAGGAUGACAACAGGAUCAUUAAAGAAGCACGACGUGUUCACAAGAGACUCUAGUAGUGGUGAAGAAAUGGAAGUUUCAGACCAACAGAAGACAGAGAGGAAUGAGAGAAGCGGCAGAUGGAAGAGUAAAACAAAUGAUUGUGAGGAUGAAAAUGUGUCUUGUUCUGGAGAUGAAGAUGAAGAUGAUGACAUGGAUGAUGAGGAUUACAAAGUAAGCUCAGAUGAAGCAGAUGUGAAUCCAAAACGCUUGAAUGUUGACUGUCAGAGGACCUACAUCACACGAAGGAAUGCUAAGAUCCUGAACGUUGAUGAAGAUAUACACAGUGACCUCAGUCCACCCCUACCUCCGAAACUGGUGGAGGACCAAACAGAGGUGUCUCCUUCCAUGGCCAAACAGAUGAGGAAAGAGGGCCCAGGGGAAGCUAGAGUGGGGUUUGCCCGGAAGACCACACGCAAUUUUGCCAUCAAAUCCUUCCACAGGAAGGUGAAGCAACCAGAAGUGCCCAAGGAAAAGCCACAGGAGAAGACGACACACUGCAGAAGGAACACCCGAAGCCUGUUCAAUAAUGAGAAGGCCUGUUACCUUAUUGAUGCCAAGGACAAGGGCAACAUAGGACGCUUUAUCAAUCAUAGCUGCAGUCCCAACUUGUUUGUUCAGAAUGUGUUCGUGGACACGCAUGACCUCCGCUUCCCCUGGGUCGCAUUCUUCGCCAGCAAGCGGAUCAGGGCCGGCACUGAACUGACAUGGGAUUACGGAUAUGAAGUGGGCAGCGUGGAGGGAAACGUACUGCUCUGCUGCUGCGGCUCGGCUGAAUGCAAGGGGAGGUUGCUCUGAGCCCCCUCCCUGAUUAAACGAAACCUAGAGACCCAAACAUAGAUUGUGUUUUCAUUUUAAUGUUAUAUUUGUUAAUAAUAAAAUAUGACAAUAUUGA
This is a messenger RNA of Colossoma macropomum (tambaqui), 4768 nucleotides long. RefSeq names its product SET domain bifurcated histone lysine methyltransferase 1a (gene setdb1a). The coding region runs from base 205 to 4671 and encodes 1488 amino acids. Gene Ontology annotation, biological process: heterochromatin organization; negative regulation of gene expression. Gene Ontology annotation, cellular component: nucleus. The transcript has 21 exons. The record is from RefSeq and is a predicted model, not a curated record. Lineage: Eukaryota; Metazoa; Chordata; Actinopteri; Characiformes; Serrasalmidae. Gene Ontology annotation, molecular function: protein binding; histone H3K9 methyltransferase activity; zinc ion binding.